Messenger RNA from Acanthaster planci (crown-of-thorns starfish), 4948 nucleotides. RefSeq lists its product as uncharacterized. Lineage: Eukaryota; Metazoa; Echinodermata; Asteroidea; Valvatida; Acanthasteridae. Gene Ontology annotation, molecular function: calcium ion binding. Gene Ontology annotation, cellular component: extracellular region. The record is from RefSeq and is a predicted model, not a curated record.
UCAAUUAAUUAUGUACAACAUACAACAUGCCUGGGCAGGAGAUGUAACCUGUCAUCAGACUCAUUUUGAUGGGAGCUGGCACUGGAACAAUUUCAAGAAUGUGCUUGCUUCACAAGUUCCCAUUGUAAUGAGGCUAUUGUUUAAUUGAGCGUACAAUUGGCAACUCUUGUGGACUAAUAUGGCAGUGAGUACAUAAGGUGAUGCAACAAACCCCACAGGUACAACUAACCCUCUCUGCCCUUGGAAUAUUUACUGGGCCAACUGGCAUCCCCAAAGGCACUGUGAAGGCAGAAAAACCCACAGUUACAAUCUGGUACACGCAGUGUUUGUUCUGCCCUGAUACCCCAGAUGUGGUGUUGACUUGCUGUUUAUGCUUGCAUGGUCCAUUGCAGACUGCUGAGUGCCGCUGGCUUCAUUUUACCCACUUACUGGAUGGCACAUCGUCAAAAGUCACUGUGGAGUAUUGCAUUCGUUGUGUUUAAGAUCAACUGUGGCUGUUAGCCUUCCUCUCUCUUUAGAGUCUUUUGGGACCAGAUUUUCCUCAGUGCAAGCAGAAGUUCUGGCCAUCUGAGACAAGUGAGUGAUUCUUGUUAAACCUCACAUAAUUCAAGCAGACAAUAUACUACAACUAGCAAAGAGGUGCCACUAUAGUUGAUCUCAUCCAUGAUCUCAAGCAUCUUCCAGCUAUCAACAGAUCAAGAUUGUGUUCGGAUUUGAGUUCUACACAGUGCUGGGAAUAAACAAUGUGGCGGGGAGCUUCAGUUCUGUUGGCAGUUUUUGCAACAGUCAGUGCUGUGCAACUGCAGCAUUCUAUCUCCAUCUGCUGUGAUGAUGGGGCAGAGUAUGCCAAUUCAGAGCAGACCUGCAGUGGAAUCGACAUCAAGGCCAUCCCCAGCAACUUGCAGCUGCUGGAGGAGGAAGACAUCAAGGACUGCUAUGUUGUGAUGCGAGCCUGCUGCGUCAAGGAACUCCAGAGGGACAUGUGCAUCAGUGGGCUGUCCACCCGAGCUAAUAUUGGGAGCUGUGAUCGCAUCCUGGGAGAUGAAUGUGCCUCCAUCGAAAAGACAUGCUGUGAGUGCUGUGAGCUUGGCUUGAAGGCUUUUCAGGAGUCAGCCCCAUGCGAGGGAACUGAUCUUGGCACAGAGUGUGACCUUGCAUUCAGGGAAUGUUGCCAAAUGGCAAGCAGUGCCAAUGACAUGGAUGAAUGCACCCUUGCCAGGGAGAACAACCAGCGACUCUGCAGUGCCAAGUGUGUCAAUGUGAUUGGCAGCUUUGUCUGUGAGUGUCCAGUGGGCUACAUUCUAGCAGCAGCGGACAACAUGACAUGUAUCAGAGAACCAGGUGAUAUCACUAAUCCAUGUGAGUCAUCUCUUUGUGAGCAACGCUGCCAGCCCAAUGGUAGCUCGUAUGUGUGUUCCUGUGAGGCAGGAUAUGAACUACUAGAAGACGGUUACAGUUGUCAUGAUGCCUCCAGUCCAUUGCUGGCAUGUAUGUUUGCCAACUGUGAUUAUGGCUGCCGCACUAUUGAUGCAUCGUCCUAUGAGUGCUACUGCGACACAGGUUAUGAUUUAGACACAGACGGAACAACAUGCAUCGACAUCAAUGAGUGUCAAGAGGUAGCCGGCGUCUGCCCUUCGGGCCAUACAUGUACCAACAUUCCUGGCUCAUAUACAUGCAUUCGGAAAUGCACUACUGGACUGGCUUACAAUGUUGACUCCUCUAGAUGUGAAGAUAUUGAUGAGUGUCAAGAGGAAAAUGUCUGCCCUUUGCACAAGCAGUGCCGGAACUACAUUGGAGGGUUUUACUGUGCAAGAACCAGAUGUGUUGAGGGAGAGCAGAUUGUGUAUGGUGAGGGUAACACCAUCCAGUGCCAAGAUGUGGAUGAGUGUGCCAGGGGUACCCAUGAUUGUCCAGAAGGCUUCCGUUGUGAUAACUCUCAUGGUAGCUUCAGAUGCACUCGAUCAUCACCAUGUGGAACUGGUUACACAGUGAAUGCUUUUACUCAGCAGUGUACAGACAUAGACGAGUGUGUGCAGGACACCGAUGAUUGUCCCCCAGAAUACUACUGUCAGAACACCAUGGGAAGCUACAAGUGCAGGCCUUGUCAACAAGGCUUCAAGGCAGAUAGUUCAGAUGGCUGUUCACUAGAUAUCGAUGAGUGUGAAGAACUGGGAGAUGUGUGCCCUCCUGACCAGACAUGUGUCAAUACCUACGGCAGUUAUCGCUGCAAUCCUGGCUGCCCGCAGGGUUUCCAGUAUAGUGAGUUGUACAGGGAGUGCAGAGACGUGAAUGAGUGUGCCUUAGGAUUGGAUGACUGCAGGGCCAACCAAGUGUGCCAGAAUCGGGAGGGCUCUUUUGAAUGUAGAUGUCGGCAAGGAUUAGAAUUCAAUGAAGUCACCAGGGAAUGCGAUGACAUCAAUGAAUGUGAGAGUACCCCACCAAGGUGCCGCUACCAUGAGCAGUGCUUCAACUAUGAGGGAUCAUUUGCCUGUCAACAGCGUUGCCAUGUCAACUACAGAUACAGUGAAGAAGAGGGUUGCGUUGACAUCAAUGAAUGUGAACAGGAACCAUAUCCAUGUUAUGGGAACUUGCAAUGUGUUAACCAGCCAGGAUCAUUCCGAUGUCGACAGUGCCCUCGUGGUCAGAUAGCCAAUCGGGAAGCCAGGCAGUGUGAAGAUGUGGAUGAAUGCAAGUACCGAGGAGCCAAUUGCAUGGGAGGAUGCAGGAACACCAUCGGCUCCUACAUGUGUACCUGUCCUCAGGGUUACAAUUUGGUCGGCAGGUUCAGCUGUAGAGAUAUAAAUGAGUGCCGUGUAAACACCCACAACUGCAGCUCACAGUCAGACUGCUUUAACACCAGAGGUGGAUUCAAGUGCAGGAGUAUCCAGUGCCCACAGCACUACCGCAAGGAAGUUGAAGGUGAGGAAGUUCGCUGUGUCAAAGUCUCUCUGUGUCCAAACAACGACUUCAGCUGUAUCAAUGACCUGGUCAAGCUCAUCACCUACAACAAGAUCGCUCUGCCGAGUGUGAACGGCGACCUGACUGAGCCCGUGCUGCUGCUCCGCCUCCAGAUUAGAGACCUAACCUACACCCAGGUGCAGGGUCUGAGGUUUUUACUGACCCAAGGCAAUGAGCUUGGGCUGUUCAGUGUGACAAAGGAUGUCAGCCGUGAGGGGUAUGACCGUUGGAAUGCUGUCGGAACUCUGUACCUGGAGGAGGCCAUUGUAGGGCCUUAUGAGACAGACCUUCGUCUGGAGAUGCAACUCUUUAAUGUACAAGUUCAACGAGAGGAGCUGCUUUCUAUUACCGUCGCUGUCUUCAGUAUCGAUGUCAGUCCCAAUGCAUACUAGAGGCCUCCCCUCCAGACCCCCCCUCGGGAUUUAAUAAGUAACCAGAACAUAUCUAGAAUAAAGUAGCCAGUUCCAUUAUUCACAAUAUCUUGACUAAUUGUGGGGCUGUCUUUAAUAUUUGUUCAAACUUUUCAAACAAAUCUACAUCCACUCAUGUCAUACAUGAGUUACAUGUAUGACACCAAAAAAGAAAGUCAUAAUAAAAUGUGAAGAUCACUAGUAGUGGUACCCGACAGUAUACUGCAUAGCUAUGACAGUCUGGCAGUACACCAAUGAUAAUAAAGUCAAAGUUACAAGAAGCGCUUGAAGACGUGCAUGAAAGAUGAUCUGGCACUCUUUUGAUUAAGCAGUACAUCCUGCACAGUGCAGGAGUAUCAGGAAAUUGGGGGGAGGGGGCAUAGGAAAGCAGCUUUACUUCAAUGUUCAUCUUCAUACAACCUGUUUUGCAUUCUUGUAUGGUCCCAGUGCAUGUUGUCAGUCUACAUGUAUGUAUGUAUGUAAAUAUGUCUUGUAGUAGCUUUCUACCAUUUUUUACCACUUUUACCAAAUAUGUUAGUUCGUGUUAAGCAAAUUAAGCAAUUUAAAUCAAGCUACAUGCUCCAUUUGAAAACUUUUCAUUUAAGAAAAAGAUUAUGUUUACAUCGCUCAUGUUUAAGAGAAAAGAGGAUGUGCGCUUGCUUCUACACUGUGCCUUGGAAUGUUUGGACACUAUAAUACAGCAUUACCAGUGCUGCUUGUAAUCUGAAGACCAGAGGUACCGAGAUUUCUUCAUAAAGGCCUGCAGGCAGACAAACUUUUAAAAUUGCUUAAUCAAUCCUUGUAUGACCAAACCCUUUAUUACAGUUUUUUGCCCGUAUGAGUUGCAAGAGGAUGUGAGCUACGUGUAUGUAAACUCUAAAUAAGCAAUGUAUGGCACUGACCAAUAACAUUAUCUAAGAUACAGAGUUACAGCAAAAGUCAUUUUGUUAAAAACCAGCAUUGCAACUUUCAUGUAGCAGAUAUCCCUUCUGAAUGUACAUGUACUGUAGUUAAUUGGCAUCCAAUGAUAAAAUCAUUGGGCUACUCACCAUCGGAAGUGUUACAUAAAAGCGAGUGAGGCCAUCUAAAUGAAUGUCAGUUAUUCAGGUCACAGUGGCCACUGAAACUGCACGAGUACUCAGAGACAAAGAAAACUGAAUUGACGUUGAUGUCGAAUUGUUUGAAAUUUUGGGCACAAAAGGGGCUAACAUAACAGCUCCCCAGCCAACUGUAAUCAUGUGAAGGAGAUCCAAAAAUUAUCAUUUGAGCAGUUUUUCAGAGCAUAGAGCUACACAUAUGCCAAGGUGUGCACUGAGUGGUAUUGUUGAUUCGAUAGUAACUCAUGCUGUCUUUUGUGAAUGUAAUCCUGACAAAAUUUCAGCUUUUGUGCACAUUUUGACGGAAGACUACCAUUCUUUUCAAUUGUUCAUUUGGUUCAUUUUUAUUUCUUUAUGUUUAUUUUUAUCGUAUCACAUUUUGUCAUCUAUUUUAAUGCAGUGUUUUUAUCUACUAUAAUUCACAACAAUCAGUGUAUCACGUCUCUGUGAGAGAAAUAAAGUUCUGAAACUACAACUAACACA